This is a messenger RNA of Pocillopora damicornis (cauliflower coral), 1880 nucleotides long. RefSeq lists its product as uncharacterized. Lineage: Eukaryota; Metazoa; Cnidaria; Anthozoa; Scleractinia; Pocilloporidae. The record is from RefSeq and is a predicted model, not a curated record.
CGUUCUAUUGAUAAGAGUCGAGAAUCGUGAACGCGGACACAUUGUCCGUCCAUCCCGGCAUGAGGAUCCACCUUCUGCUCCUAUGCGGAGUAGUUCUUGUUUCAAAUGAAAUUCACUCAUCGAAAGUUUACAGUGGAGAUAAUCCUGACUUCAACAGUCAAAAAACAGUCCAUGACCCUCUAUUGAAUGACCUUAUCAAGGCAGACGAACCUCAAAAACUACCGGAAAAAAGUAAUGGUUCCUUUGAAAGCAGCUCGAUUGACGCCAUAAAGAAUGAUGCAAGUCUCGAUAGAGCAUCUAACGAUGGAUUUAAAGUGGGAAACAUACAUAUCACUGGUCUUGGGUCAAAGCCUCGACUUAGCAAACUUUGCAUGAGAAAAGAUUGGCGACAACGUGUGAAAGACGCGCAUCUAUGUAUCACCCUGCGAGGUUCGCGAAACAGGAAGCAAAAGAAAGAACGACGUUGGCGAAACAGAUUGCGAAGGCGUCGUCGAAGGCGUCGAGAGCGUUAUGCACGCCGAAGCAGGCGCGCUGUGCUACGUUUCAAGUAUCACAGAGUUUGGAGGCCUAUUGUCAAGUGGCGUGGUGGGUACCGCAUGCGCUAUCGACGUCGAUGGAUAAAGUUUGAAUAUCGCCGAGGGAGGAACUUUGUAGCAACUCUCAAUGGUAAACAUCGCAAAGUACGUAGAAUCAGACGUCGCUUUAAGAUUCUCGUGGGUCGCAAAAGGUGGUCAUAUAUCAAAAGACGUCGUGGAAGGCUCGGUGUUUACUGGAGAGGGCGAUACAGACCAAUUAAGCUUAAAGGAAUUCGCCUCAGGAUACGUUACGGUAUGAGGUGGAGAGUCGUCCGAGGAAAGCUUCCCAAAGGAAGAAGACAGAGACGAAAAAGGAGACGUGCAAAAAGGCGACGACAAAGGAAGCUCGUGAGGAAGUGGCGUCGCAUGUUCCGACGCCAAAGACGACGGAAAAGACGGCGUAAUGUUUUUCGCUUUAAACUUAGCAAAAAGUGGAUUAAUGUUUACCGUCAAGGGAGACAUUUUAGGGGCCGAAUAAGAAGAAAGUGGAAAAAAAUAAGGUAUCGCAAUAACAGAAUUGGAAUCAGAGGUAGGAGGGGCUGGCAAUGGCUACCUAGAAAACCAGUCAAGGUUCGAAUGGACCGACGCUGGCGGUUACUGCGGUUAAUUCGCGGGAAACCUCGCGUCAGAUUUAGAAAUGGACUAAGACGACUUCGUUUAAAACGCGGUAGGGCUCGAAUCAUGUACAGAGGUGCAUGGAGGCGGCCAAGGACGCGAAGAGUAAUACGAAGAAGGCAGAGACGACGACGAGAGAGGUCAAGAAGGACGAUGAGAAGGGCGAGACGCAGGCGCCGAAAGAUGUUACCUAGAACUGUCAUGCGCGUUAGGUUCAGGGGACGACAAAGAAAGAUUUAUAGGCGAGGAAAAAGCCUUCGGAUACGUUAUAGAGGUCGAAAAAGACCAGUAAGAUAUAGGAAUCGAACAGGACAGAUCUCUUUCCGGUUUGGAAGACGACGAAUCUACAUUAGAAGUCGACCUCAGUUUAUGAUCAAAAGGCGAUGGCGUCGUGCAAGACGAUACAAAGGCAAGAUGAGUGUUCGUGUUGGACGAAGGUACCAGCGAGUCAAGGUGAUGCUCGGAAGAACCGUUUUUCGAGGACACAGUAGAUGGAGAGGAAUCAGGCGUCCAAAGAUCAGAGGAAGAGCUGUGAUGCGGCUCAUGUUUGCAAUAUUUUGUUGCCAAGUAAGUAAACGACUUUUAAUUGACAUCUGCUAUGACAUUUCAGAUAUGAUAAUCGAACAGGACGGUUGUCCUACCGACUUGGAAAACGACGACGUUACAUCAAAAGUCGACCUCAGUUCUUGA